AUGGAGGUCAAAGAGUUUGAUGCCACUUUAGGUGGCACUGAGCAUCUACCAUCUUCAGUAAAUUGCUUAAAAUUUGCAGCUGCUAGAAGUGUAGAAAUAGCGGCAAUGACUGAAAGUAUCCUUACACCAAAAAAAACCAAACUUGUGUUCCAAUCCUUACCGGUACAUAUGAGAAGACGAGUAAUGAGCCACAACAGUAAGCGACUACCACGCAAGUUGCGACAAGCGCAUUUCGAACAGCUUAAAAAAAGUGGCUUGCCGAAACAAAAACGACCUUCAAGAAAAUACAGACGUCGCCCUGCAAAUCUUUUGGAUGAGUACAAUCGGCGUCAAAAGCGCGUUGUGUGGCUAGAAACACAUAUAUGGCAUGCAAAAAGAUUUCAUAUGACUGAACGUUGGGGACAUCGUUUAGCUUAUGCUCCUUGUGAUAAGGCUUUCAGAGCUUGUUAUAGAGCUAGUUCUGCUCAUUGUCUUUUACAAGAUAUAUCUUACUACACACCAAUCCAAGUAAGCGGCCCUCUAGAACUGAUUAAGGAAAUGUUUACUAAAGUUACCAAUAGCUCAUGUGGCCUAGGAUUGUGUGCUAAGGCUUACAUAGAAGGUACUAGGCAAGGCAUGGUGCAUCUCUAUGGAAAAAAUACUUUUCCAUAUGGGUACAUUGGUAGAGUGCAAUUUUUGUGGGCCUCAAACCAUGAUGCAAAGAUUUUAUGGUUAUUUGUGCAUCCAUCACAAACCAAACAAGUGGAGUUACUUUUGCUAGCUCUCACACAACAAGAAACAGAAACUGUUGACAAUGAAACAGUGAAAAAAAAAAGGAAACUUCAAGUUAAUGCAGAUAGUGUAACUAUUAAAGUUAUGCCUGGUAGUUUUAAUAGAUUUCAUCUAACAGGACCCAAUAGUCAUGCAAUAUUAGCAAAGAGUUUAGUAUGUGUGAAAAAAAAUGAAUUAUUUAAUAAACACUUGUGGACUUCACUUCACAGUCCUCAACACUUGAAUGAAAAAGAAGAAUACUGGGAGAAAAUAAGUUUGCUUAAUUCACCCUCUCAGUUACCACCUAAUAUUGUUGUAGGUUUAGUUGUCAAAGAUCCUAGAUUAAGUAGACCUACACGACGCACUAAAGCAAAACUAGAAAACUAUUCAGAGAGACACAGUGAACCCUUGAUUCGUAUCCCUUCUUUUCUUUCAAAUUCUCCUUUGUGGGAUACUAAAAUACAUAAUACUAUUAAAAAGGAAAAAAUUACAAACCAUCAGUUUAUACAACUUGUUAGUAAAACUCAACUUGUCCCUGGUGAAAUAUAUGAAGAUGAUCCAGCGUUACAAAGUAUUCCUGUCGUUUUAAUACAGCGGCCUGGUUCUCAAUGUAGUGGAUAUAAGAAACUUGGUUAUGGAUCUGGUUGGGACAUCAUAAUACCUUCAGGAUAUGCACUACCAUUUUGGUUAACUUUCAUUAUGUUCGGUGCAAGAUCGGGCGGACUCAGAGAAAUAGAAAACUUGUCAUUUGAAAUGGGGCAGUAUUAUCUACCACCAGACAGUAAUGCCGGAAAAGAUAAUGAAAAUAGGAUCCAAUCUGAUUUACGCGAGAGAUAUUUUAAACUUCCGCCAAGCAAAAGGGUUAAUUAUACAAAAAUAGCCAUUAAUAGUCCUUUCAUAUGUCCUUGGGAUAUGUUGCUCAGUGACUGGACUGAUCAGAGAGUAAAAGACUUCUUCGUACUAAGAGACUGGAGACUAUUGGAGGCCAUUCAGGACAGUAUCAAACAUAUGAAAUCAUUACCAAAUGUAGAAGAGAGACAGUCUUGUUUAAUUCCAGUACAUUUAAAAUUAGCAUCAAAGGGCAAUUUGAAGAAUCAUGCAGUAAUUUGUAUGCCAGAACCAGGUGACUUUGCUGCCAUAAAAACUUUAUUCGAACCACUUCAUGAGGAUCCAAAUGAGAAAACUAGAAAAAAGAAAAGAUCUGAGCACAAGCAAUUGGUGAAAAAAUUAAAACGUAAAAGAAUGAAGCUUAAAAAGAAAAACCUCUUGGUAAGAAACCCAAAGUCUAACAGAAAAUCGCCACAAGAACCAUCUGAGUAUGUGAAAACUAUGAGAGAACUAUGGCUACCCUCUGAUGUAGCAAUAGUACGUAAUCUCCCUUCCAGACAAGUUAUGGGAUUUAUUUCACAAGGAGGAUUUAGCUUUACUGAGGCCCAAAGUUGUGGUAUAGGAUAUAUAGCUUAUAAUGCACUGAACAUGUUACUGUGUAAUCAUUUCAAUCAAGUGCUUGUGAGAAAUACAGCUUCAAGAAAAUACCAACUUGCAAAUAUAACAAUAGCAAACAGUAAAUAA
Arctia plantaginis is the source of this 2322-nucleotide messenger RNA. Lineage: Eukaryota; Metazoa; Arthropoda; Insecta; Lepidoptera; Erebidae. The record is from the annotation of a GenBank genome assembly.